Molecule: messenger RNA, 1527 nt
Organism: Microthlaspi erraticum
Lineage: Eukaryota; Viridiplantae; Streptophyta; Magnoliopsida; Brassicales; Brassicaceae
Source: the annotation of a GenBank genome assembly
AUGGGAUCGCCUUCUGAGAUCAUCGAUAUCUCUACUAGUGCUCGGAGAAUAGGCGUCGACAAUCGUAUUUCUCUCAAAUUUUACUUCAGGAUCGCAGAUAAUAUCCUCAAACAGGCCAACAUUUUUCGGGCAGAGAAGAAUGUUAUUGAUUUAUAUGUCAUGCUUCUGCGUUUUUCGAGCUUGGCUCUCGAGACUAUACCCUCCCAUCGAGAUUAUAGAACAUCUCUUAAAAGCAACAAAGAGUAUUUGCGAAUGAGACUAUUGGAUGUCUUGGGUGAGCUUGAGAAGUUGAAACCAGUUGUACAGCAAAGGAUCGAUGAACUGAAUCCCAAGCCCAUACCUCGAUAUAAUGUGCAAGCUCAUCCAGCAAAUGGUUCCCAACGCUGGUCUAUGGCCGCAAAACCAUCGUUAGGUAGCUAUGACCAAGCAAAGGUAAUAAACCCUAGUGGACAGAAUUUUGGCUACAUGGGUUCCAGGGGUCAGCAAUACUUGAACGCUGCACCGCUUGAAGACCGUUUCCGAAAGAUGUCAGUAAACUUUGUCCGACCAACAGAUGAAUCCCUUUCCAAGCACUCUAUCUUGGGUCCAAAUGGACUCCGUGCACAGUGGCAGCCCCCAAAGAAUGAUAUAAGGGUUCAAUACCCAAGCAAUAUAGAUUUUUCGCCAGUUGAAAUCCCAAGCUUUCAAAAACUCUUGGAUAACAAACCAAUGAUAACAAACGGCAGUAACAGCGAACCUGAGAGGCCAACUGUGGAAUCAAGUGCCACUACAACUGAAAAUGUCCAGAAAAAUUACACGGAGGAGCUUUCUUCCAUGAUUUCUUUCGAAGAACCAGAAAGCGUUGCUGAAAACAAAAUCAUUAGGCAACCUUCACCACCUCCUGUGCUUGCAGAAGUUCAAGACUUGGCUCCUGCUUUAUGUCCUGAAGCCAGAGAAGCGGAGUGUAACAUAGAGAACUCUCUGCCAGAUGAGUCUCUGCGGGCAGAGUCUCCCCUUGAACUCCAUAUAGCAACAACAAUGAUGGACACCUUUAUGAGGCUUGCUAAGUCAAACACUAAGAAGAAUUUAGAGACUUGUGGUAUUCUUGCUGGCUCACUAAAAAACAGGAAGUUUUAUAUAACAGCUCUCAUCAUACCAAAGCAGGAAUCAACAUCUGACUCGUGUCAAGCGACAAACGAAGAGGAGAUAUUUGAAGUACAGGACAAGCAAUCCCUUUUCCCACUUGGAUGGAUUCAUACGCAUCCGACACAAUCUUGUUUCAUGUCAUCCAUUGAUGUUCACACACACUAUUCAUACCAGAUUAUGUUGCCGGAAGCUGUGGCAAUCGUUAUGGCGCCACAAGACUCUUCAAGGAAUCACGGAAUAUUCCGGCUGACAACUCCGGGAGGAAUGACGGUGAUAAGGAAUUGUGACCGGCGUGGGUUUCACGCGCAUAGUUCGCCGGCGGACGGAGGACCAAUUUACAAUACGUGUGCGGAUGUUUACAUGAACCCUAAUCUAAAGUUCGAUGUCAUUGAUCUCCGAUAG